AAGCUGGGGAGGGGCACGACCUCGUGGGCAACCCACGCCCAGUUGCCUAAGUACUCUAACCUGUGGCGAGGUGUUUGCUUGCUUGUUGGUACCCACCAGCAACAGAAACCCCCGCCACCUUUUCGUCCAAAUCCUCUCAAACAAGGUUCCCUCCUGCCACCUGCCGGCCCACUAGGGUCUGCGCCACAGGCUCGGCGCCACCGCGCAGCUUGCGGGGAGGCGGCCCCCACCUCGCUACUGCACAUGCCCGGCAGAAGUCCGGGCGCGCAACUUCGCAGCACCUCACUGCCCAGCGGUCUGCGCCUCAGUCUCCUCUUCCCUCUCCCCGGCGAGAGGAUCAGCGGAGGCACCUCUCCCGAGUCUCAGACUGCAGAGUCUGAGACUUAGAGAGAGGAGCCCCAGAGGAGACAGACUUUUCUCCCUUCCCCAUUCCUUCUUUUUCCUUGGAGGCAAGCAGAGGCGCGGAGCUUUAGAAAGUUCUGAAGUGGUCGGGAAGGUAGGUGCUUCCCUGUUUCUCCUCACCUCGUGAGGUGCACCUUUUUCGGCUCUUGCCGCCAAUGCGCAUCGGAGCCGCUCUCUGCAGAGCCAGAGGGUGGGUCGGCUUCUCGGUGUGUGCCUAAGAGGAUGGAUCGCAGGUCCCGGGCUCACCAGUGGCGCCGAGCUCGCCAUAAUUACCACGACCUGUGCCCGCCUAUCGGCCGCCGGACAGCCACCGCACUCCUCUGGCUCUCCUGCUCCAUCGCGCUCCUCCGCGCCCUUGCCGCCUCCAACGCCCGCGCCCAGCAGCGCGCGGCUGCCCAGCAGCGCCGGAGCUUCCUCAACGCCCACCACCGCUCCGGCGCCCAGGUAUACCCUGAUUCCCCCGAAUCCAACUCUGAGCCCGAGCUCGAGGAGACAGACUUCGAGCCGUCCCUCCCCGAGUGCCUAGAGUACGAGGACGACUUCGAGUACGAGACCGAGUCCGAGUCCGAACUCGAGUCCGAGACCGACUUCGAGACCGAGCCCGACACCGCUCCCACCACUGAGCCCGAGACCGAGCCGGAAGACGAGCGCGGGCCCGCACUGCCCAAGCAGUCCACCUUCCCGCAGUCUCUGACCCAGCGCCUGCACGCUCUCAAGUUGCGAAGCCCCGACGCCUCCCCAAGUCGCGCACCACCCAGCACUCAGGAGCCCCAGAUCCCCACAGAGGGGGAGGAGCCCGAGCCAGCGCCUGAGCCCGAGGGCAAGGAUCCGAGGGGCCCCGAAGAGUCCAAGGAGUCCAAGGAGAAGAAGCGGCAGCGCCGCUGCAAGCCAAAGAAGUCCCCCCGCCGCGACCCGUCCCCGGAGUCCCCUAAGAAAAAGGGGCCCAUCCCCAUCCGGCGUCACUAA
Molecule: messenger RNA, 1368 nt
Organism: Nycticebus coucang (slow loris)
Lineage: Eukaryota; Metazoa; Chordata; Mammalia; Primates; Lorisidae
Product: neuroendocrine secretory protein 55-like
Exons: 1
Coding region: 625-1368 (247 amino acids)
Biological process (GO): response to parathyroid hormone
Source: RefSeq, a predicted model, not a curated record